Aspergillus welwitschiae is the source of this 505-nucleotide messenger RNA. RefSeq lists its product as uncharacterized. The record is from RefSeq and is a predicted model, not a curated record. The transcript has a single exon. The coding region runs from base 294 to 482 and encodes 62 amino acids. NCBI's taxonomy places the organism in Eukaryota, Fungi, Ascomycota, Eurotiomycetes, Eurotiales, Aspergillaceae.
CUCGAAAGUAUGACACAAGCGGACAGCAAAUAUUGAUCGCUGGCCACAGUCCAGCCAGCCAACAAUGGUUCAGCAAUUAAUCAUGGUUUGUUUGCGCCUCAAAAGAGACCCUGGUAGUGGCUGGCAUGAUAGAACAAUGACAUAGUGCAGACGUCCCAGUUGCGGCGGAUCGUGGUUCUGCCUGUCCCGCCAAUGGUAGUUGCAAGGCAUCGUUCCCAUGCGAAAAGAGCACUGAAUAACAGGCUUGUUAACCGCUAGAUUCCCUGGGAUACACUUGACGGCCCCGUUGACGCAUGCAGCCUGGCCACAGCCACCCUGUCGAUUUGCUCAUCACGACGACAGCCUUCCCAGAGUCUAAUUGGGGUGGAAGUGCAGGGAACCGUAACUCUAUUUUGCGUGAGGUAACUGUCCACGGUCGGUCGUCAUGGCUGAGGCCGGAACCGCCCGGAAGCAAAGGUCUGGAGUAUAAGAGGAUAACUUGAUGCCAGCACAGCGACGAGGUAAG